ACCCGGAAUCUGGAACCUGGAUCUGGAUCUCGUCACAAGGCGAAUCCAAGGAGUGCCCCACCAGCUUUGCCGAUGACAGUUCACACGUUGCUGCAGGUCUGAUGCACGAGCUCCCAAAUCAGAGAAGGUUAUCUUGCAUCCGGAGAUGCCACGUUCGCCCUUGUUUUUAGCUCUGCGAGAUUCUCAUCGCCGUCCCGGUGUGCAGUCAGUCCCAUUGGAUUCUCUGAUCUCAUCUCAUCGACUUUGCCUCCCGCACUCGUACCCUUGGGACACUCGCAUUCCUCGACACUGUCCCGAUCACUCUUCCUUCGGGCCUUGCGGUCGCCAAUGGACUGGCUCGGCCGUGCCAAGAUAAAAUACACUCACCAUGUGUCACCCCUGGCACUGAGGGAGAAGGAUGGCACCCAGACCGACCUGCUGAAGAUCUGUGAGAAGAUCACUCCGACGUGCCAGUUGAACCCGCUCCUCUUCAACGGCCACCUGCAGACCAUGUGGACAGCCGUGGGCAAGAGUGCACCCCAGGUAUACUACAAGAGGAAGAUCUUCAACGCCGAUCACCAUACCUACACCGGCACUUUUGCCGUGGAUUUUGUUACUCCUCCGCACCGGGAACACGACGACGCCCUCCCGCCGCGGACGUCGUAUUUCAACGAUGCCGAAUUCGACUCAGUGGCGUCGGACGACAGCAGACCCAUGCUCAUCGUGCUACAUGGCCUAUCAGGUGGCUCCUACGAGGUCUAUCUCCGACACUGCAUUGAGCCGUUGGUCUCGGAGGGCGGCGGCGACUGGGAGUGCUGCGUCGUCAACUCGAGGGGCUGCGCGAACAGCGAAGUCACGAGCGGUGUGCUCUUCAACGCGAGGGCGACCUGGGACGUGAGGCAGGUUGUGAGGUGGGCGAGGAGGACGUUCCCAAAUCGGCCCCUGUUUGGCCUGGGCUUCUCUUUGGGCGCCAACAUCCUGACCAACUUCGUGGGUGAGGAGGGCUCCAACUGCCUCCUCAACGCCGCCGUCGUUGUCGGCAACCCGUUCAACCUCGAGGUGUCCAAUAUUCAGCUACAAGGCUCUCUGCUUGGCAAGGAAUUGUACCAACGGGUCAUGGGAAGUUCGUGCAAACAGCUUAUCAUGCGGCACAAAGACUCCAUAAUCAAACACACAAAGCUAGAUUUUGAGGCCAUCCAGAACGUCACCUAUCUUUACGAGUUCGAUAGGGAAGUCCAGUGUAUAUCUUGGGGUUAUCCCACAGAAUCAGCCUACUACCGUGACGCUUCCUCGAGCGACUCGGUGCUUGCGAUUCGAAUACCGUACCUAGCUAUCCAGGCCGCAGACGACCCGAUCGCCGUGGAGCAGGCCAUACCCUACCAGGAGUUCAAGAAGAACCCACAUACUGUCUGCCUAACAACGUCUCUCGGUGGCCACCUCGCGUUCUUCGAGCCAAGCGGUGGUCGAUGGCAUGCGAAGCCUGUAUCCAACUUCUUGAAGUACAUGGCGGCAAAUGUAGAUCUAAAUUCAAUCAACAAUCAGACAAACGGCACCACUGUGCUCAAACCACAGUAUGGGUCAAGCUUCGAACCAAUGCGGCGGAAGAUGGAGGUCAGGAUCACAGAGUGAACAAUUCAAACACGCAUACGCAUGUUAUGACUGGCAGAGCGGACGGGAAAGAUUCCAGACAUUGUAGGCGGGAAGUGAUUAGAAUAGACACAGAGGCGCUUU
Messenger RNA from Diaporthe batatas, 1710 nucleotides. RefSeq lists its product as uncharacterized. Gene Ontology annotation, biological process: medium-chain fatty acid biosynthetic process; medium-chain fatty acid catabolic process. The record is from RefSeq and is a predicted model, not a curated record. Lineage: Eukaryota; Fungi; Ascomycota; Sordariomycetes; Diaporthales; Diaporthaceae. The transcript has 5 exons. Gene Ontology annotation, molecular function: acetylesterase activity; monoacylglycerol lipase activity. Bases 328 to 1608 code for a protein of 426 amino acids.